CACUUUUGAUGUGGUUGUUGUCGGCGGUGGAAUUGUGGGGCUUGCGUCUGCCAGAGAGCUCAUUCUGCGACACCCAUCGCUCACGUUCAGUGUGCUGGAAAAGGAGAAGGAGUUAGCCUGCCACCAGAGUGGACAUAACAGUGGUGUCAUUCAUAGUGGCAUUUACUACACACCUGGAUCUCUGAAAGCUAAAUUGUGCGUGCAGGGUGCGGCCCUCUGCUAUGAAUACUGUGACCGAAAGGGAAUUCCAUACAAACAAUGUGGCAAGCUAAUAGUGGCUGUCGAACAAGAAGAAAUUCCAAGACUCAAAGCACUGUAUGAGAGAGGGCUGCUGAACAACGUCAGAGAUCUGAAACUGAUAAGUGCAAAAGAAAUACAAGCAAAGGAGCCCUUUUGCAGGGGUGUGAUGGCCCUUGAUUCCCCAUACACUGGCAUUGUGAAUUAUAGACAAGUGGCCCAGUCCUAUGCAGAAGAUUUCCAGGAAGCGGGUGGUGCAGUCUUGACAGAUUUUGAAGUAACAGACAUGGAGAUGGCUAAAGAAAGUCCUUCAGAAAGUGAAGACGGGAUGAAAUAUCCAGUUGUUGUUAGAAACUCUAAGGGAGAGGAAAUCCGCUGUCAACAUAUCGUGACCUGUGCAGGACUCUACUCAGACCGCCUCUCCGAAGUCAGUGGAUGCAGCCGUGAGCCUCGCAUUGUGCCCUUCCGUGGAGACUACUUGGUGUUAAAGCCAGAAAAAUGCUAUAUGGUUAAAGGAAACAUUUAUCCAGUUCCUGAUCCUCGGUUUCCCUUUCUGGGAGUUCAUUUCACACCGAGGAUGGACGGCAGUGUUUGGCUUGGUCCUAAUGCAGUGCUAGCCUUUAAGCGAGAGGGUUAUAAACUCUAUGACUUCAGUGCCAGAGACUUUAUAGAUGCAGUUGUAUACAGUGGUUUAUGGAAACUGGUGUUCAGAAACAUCUCUUACGGAAUGAGUGAAAUCUACAGAGCAUGUUUCCUUAGUGCACAGGUGAAGCAACUUCAGAAGUUCAUCCCUGAAGUUACCAUCAGCGAUAUACUCAGGGGUCCAUCUGGAGUAAGAGCCCAGGCCUUGGACCAGGAUGGAAAUUUGGUAGAUGACUUUGUAUUUGAUGGAGGCACUGGCGAUCUUGGAAGCAGAGUUCUUCAUGUCAGAAAUGCCCCAUCUCCUGCCGCUACCUCCUCCCUUGCCAUUGCAAAAAUGAUUGCAGAUGAAGUGGAGCGAAGAUUUGGCUUGUGAAAUGAACCGGCACCACACUGGUUGUAUCCACUCUUGGUUAGCUGUGUGACUGCACUGAAUGAAGUCUGCAGUUUGUCAGAGUGAAGAGAAAUUGGAAGUCGUCUUGUUCGGCAAAUGAACACUGUCAUUUAGGCUGUAGAAUACAAAACUGACAAUUCAGUUGUUUGCCUCCAUAAGCCUUUACUUCUCUACUUAAUAAACAUAGCAGAUGCAAGAUCAGAUAAGUCCUGGGGGAAUGGAGGGCAUCCCCAAAAUACUGUAUUAAUGGGGGGACAGGAAUCAGUGAGUGCCCAGCUGGAAGAGAGAAAAGAGCCACCUUCAACUGCAGAGGCAGUGACAUCUCCUUCCUCACCAAAGAGCUGCCUCUCUGCGCAUGGUGCUAGCACUAACUGCGGCUCUAUGGUCACUAGGGGGCUGUAGGAGGAACCGAAAGAGUCAUUGCCAAAUGGGCUGCCCGCACUCUGAUUUCCCAUGUUCUCUGGUUUAAACAGGACCUCUCGGCAUCUUCACUGCAGCAAGGUGGCCCCUUGAGGCAUCAUGGCCCGGGAGAGGCUGUGAUGGUCCCUCCCUCUUUCAAGAGUUUGGGGAAUUCACCUCCCCCCUAAUGAACAAAAUGAGAAAAACUAGUGAACGCCCUUUAAGGAAUCUGGAAUAUGGAAGUACUGUAAACAAUCCUUUGCUAUUGCAUCAUUGGGGAACUGCUGCAAAUGUUAUUUGACAUUCAGAACUUUCUCCCUUAAAAGAUGAUUUCAUAGAAUACCAGGGUUGGAAGCGACCUCAGGAGGUCAUCUAGUCAAACCCCCUGCUCAAAGUAGGGCCCAUCCCCAAACAGAUUUUUGCUCCAGAUCCCUGAAUGACCCCCCUCAAGGACUGAGCUCAGAACCUUGGGUUUAGCAGGCUAAUGCUCAAACCACUGAGCUACCCCUCCCCUGUAUGCAGGGUAUCUGAGAUAGGCCCAAGCCCAACAAUUGGUUUUAUAUUUCCUUUGGAUGUCUUACUUGGUUUACAUCUGCACACAGUCAUUCAUGGUCCAGAUGAGCUAGACAAGCACUGUCUGCCUCCAGAGAUCAGAGAUAGAUCCAUAAAAGCCAUUUUUAUAAAAACAAAACGGGGGGGUCAGUGAAGAGCAAAUAAUUAUUCUUAAAGACAGAUGAUGCACAAUGAGCUUGCUUUUGUGCCGCAUAUUGAGCAAUCGGAUGAAAAUCUACUUCGUAAAAACGAUGUGAAAGGGAGGAAUUUACAGAAACCUGUCUUUAGUUGAGUCAUUUUAUACACUGCUUUCACUUUGAGUCCAAAUCGCAGUGAGUCAUGAAAGUUUCCCACUUUCAAUCAUCUGGCGGUAGGAGGGGACCUUCGAGAGUACUGAUUGGUAUCACUGAAAGACACACUUGUGAACUUUGUAUUUCCUCUGACAUUUGCUGCUUCAAACACUAUGAAAUGUUUUCAGAAGUGUGCCUGGAAGUGAAACUGUUCCCUGGAAUGCGGAGAAUGUUCAUUAAAAUCUGGGGACUUAAAACAACCUCUUUCCUAACUGAACUAUGAAUGUCUUAGUAUGUACAGCAUAAUUACUACAAAAAAGAUAAUUGUAUGGCCCCAGGGACGUAAUGCUGCAAAGUACACUUUAAAAGCAUGUGUGCAUGAGAUGUUGGGAAAUGGAGAUAAUUAAGGGUGGUUAGCUACCAGACAAUUUGGCCCUUCUUUUUUUUUUAAAGAUUACCUUCUAGAUUUCUGUUAUAUAGGUACAUUGCAUUAUGUUAGCACAGGAGUUCAGGUACAUAAACAGAUUCUACAUCUCUGGUAUACUUGAGAACUCCCAGUAAACUUAAUAUGUCAAUUUAUAAACCCAAAUAAUUAGCCUCUUGAAGAGAAAUCUUUAUGCACAUUAUUUUUAACCCAAAUAAAGCUAGAAUGGGAUUCCAGCUGCUUCAACUACCAACACAGUAUAGUUGAGCAAGAAUCAGAGCUGCACAACUAAAAUAGGUCCUCUCACCAAGUGUUGCCUAUCAACAGUAAAUACAAGAAGAUUGCGAAGUAACUUCCUCCUACAUGAGGUGUGGCUCUAACAUGUAUUAACAGAAUAAAGCAUGUUAAAAAGUAAACCAGUCAUGCACUUUGAUUCUUAAAUCAGGGAGUUUAAAUGUACAGCCUGAUCGUUUUAUAAGGAAUUCUCUCUUAAUUAAAUUUCAGUGAGAUAACUGGGCUAAAGCUUAUUAGAUGCUUUUUUAGUUCUGAAUCUUUUAUCAAAUUAUGUAAAAGUCUUUAUUUCUGCUGAGAGUUGUAAACAACUUUUUUUUUAAAAGGAAACAUUUUAAAAUUCUGUAAAUUGCUACAAUAGCGGUGUUAGCACGUAAGUGAAGCUUUGUCCAAGAAGUGUGAAAAGAAUAAAAUGUCCAGUUCACUUGUAUUGUUCCAA
Trachemys scripta elegans is the source of this 3665-nucleotide messenger RNA. It is a transcript of the gene L2HGDH, whose product is annotated as L-2-hydroxyglutarate dehydrogenase. The record is from RefSeq and is a predicted model, not a curated record. Gene Ontology annotation, molecular function: (S)-2-hydroxyglutarate dehydrogenase activity; (S)-2-hydroxy-acid oxidase activity. Lineage: Eukaryota; Metazoa; Chordata; Testudines; Emydidae.